This is a messenger RNA of Tremella mesenterica DSM 1558, 750 nucleotides long. RefSeq lists its product as uncharacterized. The coding region runs from base 1 to 750 and encodes 249 amino acids. NCBI's taxonomy places the organism in Eukaryota, Fungi, Basidiomycota, Tremellomycetes, Tremellales, Tremellaceae. The record is from RefSeq and is a predicted model, not a curated record. The transcript has 4 exons.
AUGGUAGCGUGUAAAAACCGUGUCGAUGGGGGUUUCGGCCCAUAUACCUCUCCUCCCUUACCUCAUACAUUAACAACAUGUUUCGACGAUGUUCUUUUAGAACCUCUAGGAGGAUGGCUUUUCCUCUUGUUCUUUGUCGUUUCUUCCAUCACCAUGAAAAGGGUUAGAAAGAGACAAUUAGAUAGACUUGAAAAUCCAAUCCCAUUGAUCGAUUCUCACCCCAACCAAUCCAAACCUUCUUUAACCCAUCGUAUAUUCCUCUCUCAGGGUGGAACUUACCCACGUACCCGUAUAUUUCUACUUUACUUAACAACCUUCAUCCUCAUAGCUCUUUUAGCAAUGCACGCACUUGAAAUCGCUCGAUUAUCCACCAAUCACAAUGGUGUAGGAUCUUUACCUUCUCUUUUCUUUCCUUUAUUGGUCGUUUUAGGUAGUUUAUACUUACCGUUCCAUGCGUGGGGUAUGACUACCAGAAAUAAAGUUAGAUUACAUGGAGUUAUCUGGAUUUUAGGUACGGUGGUAUGGGCCGUUUGGAUGUGUAUCACUGUUGGUGUUAAAUUAUGGAGUUAUAGUGUUGUUAAGAGGUUUUUAGGGACAGAAGGUUAUGAUGGGAUAGAUAGUCAGUAUAAAUAUUCAGAUCGGUUGAUUGAUAAUAUCGUGAUUAUUUGUCUUUAUUGGAGUUUCAUCCUAGUUUAUCCCCGUUUGAUUUAUCUGGAAUAUAACAAGCUCAAUUGGCCUGCUUUUGCUUAA